Molecule: messenger RNA, 1410 nt
Organism: Mobula hypostoma (lesser devil ray)
Lineage: Eukaryota; Metazoa; Chordata; Chondrichthyes; Myliobatiformes; Myliobatidae
Product: protein disulfide-isomerase-like
Exons: 11
Coding region: 1-1410 (469 amino acids)
Biological process (GO): response to endoplasmic reticulum stress; protein folding
Cellular component (GO): endoplasmic reticulum
Source: RefSeq, a predicted model, not a curated record
AUGACGUCUCUUUAUUCUACACCUUACGAUUUCUCAUUCUCCAGGGCCAACGUUUGGGCUGAGCUCAACAAAAAGGAAAGAAAUGACACGAGAGCUCAACAACCCAAGAUCAAGGAAGAGCAGCAUGUUCUUGUGCUAACUAAAGAAAAUCUUGCCAGAGCCCUGAGGGAAAACAAAUUCCUCCUUGUUUUUUUCCAUGCCCCUUUGUCUGGUGCUUCACACGUUUUACUGAUUGAAUAUGAGAAUGCUGCCAAAGUGCUCAAGAAUGAACAUUUUGAAGCUAAACUUGGCAAGGUCGAUGCAUCAGAAGAAAAGGAUCUUAUAGAAGAAUUCAAUAUUCAAGAUUACCCAACCUUGAAAUUUUUCGUGAAAGGAGACAGGAAGAACCCACUAAAUUGCACAGGAGUAAGAACAGGUGUUUCCAUUAUCACCUGGUUAAAGAGAAGGAUUGGUGAUAGUGCCGUACGACUGACCAGUAUGUCUCAAAUUGAAGCUUUUAUUAACUCUGAGGAUGUGGUGGUAGUCGGUUUCUUUAAGUUUGAAGAAAGGCGUAUUGAUUAUGAAAUCACUGAUGAAAAUAGAAUGGAGAAAAAUAUUCUUAAUAAAUUCAUCAAAGUCAAUGAGCUGCAGUUAGUCACAGAAUAUAAUCAACAGAAUUCUAUGAAAACCUUUGAUGUUGACGUCGACAGUCACCUUUUGCUCUUUGCAGACAAGACCUCAAAGGACUUUAAUGAGAUUCACGAAGGCUUUAAAGAUGCAGCUGUUCACUUCAAGGGCCAGAUAAUCUUUAUUUUGGUUGACACUGAUGAAAAUAGAAAUGGCCGCAUCAGAGAAUUUUUCCAGAUUCGAGACUUGGACAUACCUGCUGUUCGAAUGAUUAAUAUAACAGAGACAGUGAGAUACAGAAUGCAAGCUGACAAGGUCACAACUGAAGAAGUGGAAAAAUUCUGCCAGGCAUACAUUGAUGGGAAAGAAAAGCCUGAAGAGUCCAGCGAAGAAAUUCCAGAAGAUUGGAAUAAGAAUCCUGUUAAAGUUUUAGUGGGAAAAAAUUUUGAAGAAGUUGUGUUUAAUGAGACAAAGGAUGUCUUUGUCCUCUUUUGUGCUCCGUGGUCUCAAAGAUGCAAGGACAUUAAUUCUAUAUGGGAACAGCUGGGGAAGAAGUACAACUAUUCUGAGAAUAUUAUUAUUGCUAAGAUAGACAUUACAGCAAAUGAUGUUAAUUUUGCUGUCAUAGUUGAGAAGUUUCCGAGCGUGAAGUAUUUUCCUGCUGAAUCAGAGAAAAAGAUUGUACACUACACUGGAGCUCAUACUCUGGAAGCCUUAUCUCAGUUUCUGGACAAACAGGAAGAAUUAAAGAAACUUCGUGAAAAUUCACAUGCUACAGAUGAAGAAAUAAAAGAUGAACUUUAA